Messenger RNA from Aspergillus welwitschiae, 559 nucleotides. RefSeq lists its product as uncharacterized. Lineage: Eukaryota; Fungi; Ascomycota; Eurotiomycetes; Eurotiales; Aspergillaceae. The coding region runs from base 245 to 463 and encodes 72 amino acids. The record is from RefSeq and is a predicted model, not a curated record. The transcript has 2 exons.
CCCUGUCUCACCCCCAUGGCCCCCAAUUCGGCGCAUUUAUUCUCACCUAAUCCUACCUUGCUAGAAAUGUUAAACCCCGACACCAUCCUUCCCACGUGAACCACGGCCCGAGACAAGCACAACAGGCCAGUCAGUCUAAAAUCUGACGACAGAGCGAUGGAAUGGAAGAUAAUAGAAUAACUAAUCGAUCGGUGAUUUUUAAGUUUCGUGAUUUGCUUGUUUCGGAGGUCGGGGGCCGGAAGCGAUGUCAGACCAUGAAACUCCGAAUUGGCCGCGAAGGAACGGAGAAUUGUAUCUCGUUUUGAUUUCUCAUCCUGCAGGAUUUCGGGGACUCGUAUUGAUUUUUUCCAUGCUAGUGCAGGUGCAGGUGGAACGUGGGUUUGGGGUUUGGGUCAGUUUGGUAUUUGGAGUAGUGGGUUCGAAGAGUUGUGGAUGGUGGAUGGGGAAUGUAAGAUGGUGGUGAUGGUUAAGUGGUCAGUUAGUAUAGUGUAGACUAAUUCAGUUGAAUCUGCUGCUAGUAUUCAAUUGAAGAUUCGUAUUUUGGGUUUCUGGGCAGUUG